Oncorhynchus kisutch (coho salmon) is the source of this 1193-nucleotide messenger RNA. RefSeq names its product secreted frizzled-related protein 5. The transcript has 2 exons. Gene Ontology annotation, molecular function: Wnt-protein binding. The annotation marks the transcript as partial. Lineage: Eukaryota; Metazoa; Chordata; Actinopteri; Salmoniformes; Salmonidae. The record is from RefSeq and is a predicted model, not a curated record. Gene Ontology annotation, biological process: non-canonical Wnt signaling pathway; canonical Wnt signaling pathway.
ACAGGGAAAAACUAUCCCUCUAGCUGAUAUACUGUAGCUGCUCCACACACACUGCUAGACACAGACAGAGAGAGCAGGAGAGAGGUAGAGGUAGAGACAGAGGAAGAGACAGCUGUGGAGUGAGAUACACAGAACUGCAAGGAGAGAGCAAUAGAGAGAUAGAGUUUAACAGAGAGUUAGAGAGACGGAAAAGAGGCCCCUCCACUCACCCAUCGUCUUACCCUCGACCCUUGUCUCCCUUCUUACGACCACCUGAGGCAGAGACACACAGCUCUACCAGCGCAGGGGGGAGAGGACUGGACACACACUAACACACACUCAUUUUCUCUCUGCUGAAAGAAGACAGGAAUACACACUUUCUUUUUGUUUUCUGUCUCCGCUUCUACUCUCGUUCUUGGACAGGAAAAAAGGAUUCCAGUUUGUUUCUUCAGCACAAAGACUUUUCCUUUAUCCUCCAGAAGUCCUGAGUCACGUUGGGCCUCCUUUCUUUCUCCCUCUGAGAGCUCAGAGCAACAUGGCACAGGGACAAAAGAACCACAGCCACAGCAGGCAGCAGCGGAGGGGACCACUACUCACUAACCCCUUCUCCACCGUGGCACUAUCCCUCUCACUGUCCCUCCUCCUCCUCCUCCUCACCUCCCCCGCCUCGGCCGCUGAUGAAAACGACUACUACAGCUGGCAGUCGGACAACUUCCACAACGGUCGCUUCUACACCAAGGAGCCGCAGUGUGUGGACAUCCCUGCCGAUUUACGCCUCUGCCACAACGUGGGCUACAAGAAGAUGCGCCUGCCCAACCUGCUGGACCAUGAGACCAUGCCCGAGGUCAAACAGCAGGCGGGAAGCUGGGUGCCGCUCCUCGCCAAGCGAUGCCAUGCGGAUACACAGGUGUUCCUGUGUUCCCUGUUUGCCCCUGUGUGCCUGGACAGGCCCAUCUACCCGUGUCGUUCGCUGUGUGAGGCCGUGAGGGACAGCUGUGCCCCUGUUAUGGAGGCAUACGGGUUUCCCUGGCCGGAGAUGUUGACCUGCGAUAAGUUUCCUAUUGAUAAUGAUCUGUGUAUCCCCAUACAGUUUGCUGGGAACCAGGCCACCCCAGCGCCAGCAUCUAAAGUCUGUCCUCCGUGUGAUAACCAACUGAAAGCUGACAAUAUCAUGGAGCAUUACUGUGCCAGCGACUUUGGUAAGUGCUACACAC